Molecule: messenger RNA, 1882 nt
Organism: Melanotaenia boesemani (Boeseman's rainbowfish)
Lineage: Eukaryota; Metazoa; Chordata; Actinopteri; Atheriniformes; Melanotaeniidae
Gene: btbd17b
Product: BTB (POZ) domain containing 17b
Exons: 3
Coding region: 102-1556 (484 amino acids)
Molecular function (GO): protein binding
Source: RefSeq, a predicted model, not a curated record
CACACCUUUCUGCACACAAACGAUCAAGAGAAGUGUGGCGCUCAGAAAGGAGAGGGAAAAAGACAAAGGAAACUGUGGAAGCUGGGAAAAACUGAGAAGAUAUGGUACGCUUAUGUGAACGAGAGAUUCCUGCCUGGGUCUAUGUGGGCACCCUGCUCUUCUUUGUCCACUUCCAUUCUUUCACAGUCAGCGGAGCUCCCCUGAAGCAGGAGACAGCACUGGAUAAUGGUGCCACUGUGCUGAAUCACUCCAUGAGUUUAGUGCAUCGUAUGGAGACGCUGCUGGCCAUGGGUAACAGCAGUGAUGUCACUCUGCGGGUCCAGACCAUCAACACUGAUGAGGUGAAAGUAAUUCAAGCCCACAGCCUGGUUUUAACCCUGCAGAGUGACAUAUUUGAGGAACUGCUGCUCAACCGCAACAACAGUGCUCUGGCUUUGACAGAGACCCCCGAAUGUUCAGCUGUCUUUGAUAAAUUUGUCAGGUAUCUGUACUGUGGGGACAUCUCAGUAAGACUAGAUCAGGCUAUAUCUCUGCACAAGCUGGCCAGCAAGUACCAUGUUUGGGGCUUGCAGCAAGGUCUGACCCAAUAUAUGACUCAACAUCUUUCCAGUGAUUCGCCCACUGGCCAUGUGAUUAGCUGGUACAGCUAUGCACUACAAAUUGGGGACAUGACCCUGCAGGACAGCUGUCUGCAGUACCUGUCCUGGAACCUGUCUUCUGUGCUGCAGAGCGGAGAGUGGCGCUCCAUCAGUGAAGACCUGCUCCUCUCCUUGCUCCAACGCUCUGACCUCAUUUUGCAGAAUGAGCUGGAGCUCUAUGAGGCCCUGGAGGGCUGGAUUAACCAGAACCAGCCUGUCAGCGGGACAGUGGAGACUGCCCUAAGGGCUGUUCGAUAUGGUAUGAUCCCCCCUCAGCAUCUGUUCCGCCUUCAGAAGCAAUCUCCCCUCAUGGUGAAGUACUAUGAGUCUAUCCGUGAUCUCCUCUAUUUAGCUUUCCAGUUUCACUCUGCCUCACCUAUUCAACUGGCCAAGUACUUUGAUGUCAAUUGCAGUAUUUUCACUCCUCGUAACUACCUGUCCUCCUCCUGGGGUUCUCCUUGGGUCAUCAAUAACCCUACCCGUGAUGACCGUAGUUUCAGCUUCCAGACCCAGCUUGGUCCCAGUGGCCAUGACUCCAGCAAAAGAGUGACAUGGAAUGCCCUGUUCUCUCCUCGCUGGCUCCCAUUCAGUGCCAGGUCAACUUAUACUGAACUGGGUGCUAUGCAGCCCACUCGCACAGAGGGAGGUCGACCUCGCAUCAUUGUGACACCAGCCACAUCUAGCCCAGACUUUGCUGGUGUAAGCUUUCAAAAAACAGUCAUUGUGAUGGCAAGACAGCAAGGAAAAGUGGUUGUACGUCAUGUCUAUAACUUCCACCAAAGUACGGAGGAGGCUGGAGAUUUCUUAGUUGAUGCUGACCUUCAGCGUCGUGCAUCAGAGUACCUAAUUGACAGCUCCCUCUAUUUGCAUGUUGUAAUCAAACCUCUUUACCAUUCCCUUCUUGUUGCCAGGAAGUAAAAGCAGAAAUUUACUUUGGCUUCUCCAUCAGAUAUCCAUCCACACAAUCACAUGCCAUAUUCCAAAGUAUACUCAUAUCACAGCACAUGUUUAUGUGUCACAUCUGUGAUAUUGUUGUUAUUUUGUGCAUUUUCUUGUUUUCCAACUGAUAUCUGUUAAAAUGAAAGACUUAACUUGAUGGCUCUGCUGUGAGUGUCAUUGUAUUGAUGGUGUUUUUAUUUUAUUUAUUUAUUUAUUUAUUUAUUGACUUUCCAAUAUUUCAUGUGAACAUAGAGGAAAACACUUCAAUGUGCUGUAUUUGUUCAGGUAUUUUAUAGUGUCAUAGU